CAUGUUAUGUUAUUGUUAUGUAGUGAUACAAUUUUAGAAAGGUUGAAAUACCGUGACCGUAGUAAACAAUAUUUUUUUCUUCAUUAAUGAAAUACUUUUUAAUUAAUUUGCUGCUUUUAACACACAACCCUGUAGAAAAAAGUGAACACGGACGCGUGGACGCGUGUUGUGUAAACUUCACCAAAAUAACGAAAAUGUAUGACACAAAUUCUGGUUUUAAAAGUAUGGAUGUGGCUUCUGGUGUAUCAGAGUCAGCUACCUCCCGUCUUCCGGAACGAUCAAGAAAAGCAUAUGACAAAAUUUACCAAGACUUUAUGAACUGGAAAAUAUCAAAUGAUAUAGAAUCUUUCAAAGAAGAUGUGAUACUAUCAUACUUUAGUGAAAUGUCGGACAAAUUCAAAUACUCCACCUUGGCAACAAAUUUUUCUAUUCUAAAAAAUACUUUAGUACUGAAUCAUAAGGUGGACAUCUCAAAAUAUUCUAAGGUGAUUGCUCUCUUAAAAAGCAAAGCAGAGGGCUAUACAGGGAAAAAAUCAAAGACAUUUUCACCCGAUGAUAUAAACAAGUUCAUAAAAGAAGCACAUGAUGAUGAAUACCUUGCUGCUAAGGUUGCCUUGAUAUUUGGCAUUGUGGGUGCUUGUCGGCGGCAAGAAUUGCACAGACUUCGGUUUACUGAUGUUGAAGUCUAUGAAGCGAGGAUUUUUGUAAAAAUCUAUAAUGCCAAAUCAAAUACAUACCGAGUCUUCACUAUCACUGGCGAAUAUUUUGAACUUGUUAAAAAAUACAUAAGUCUGCGACCUGAUCACUGCCAUACCCCAAGCUUUUUCAUACAUUACCAAACAGGCAAAUAUACCUCAAUGAGUGUAGGUAUUAAUCAGUUUGGUAAUUUAGGCAAAACUAUUGCCAAAUACUUAGGACUACCCAAUCCAGAGUUAUACACCGGACACUGUUUUCGGAGGACAUCAGCAACAAUAUUAGUUGAUGCAGAUGGAGAUAUUUUACCUUUACGAGGGCAGGCUAGAUACAAAACAAUACCUGUAUCAGAACCAGAAGACUCUACCAGCGACUCAAUGUCAAGUUUAGUUGCAAACAAAAGUAUUGUAGACAAAAAUGGACCAAGUAAACCAGAGAACUGUUCAAGCGACAUAACCGAGUUAAGAAAUGAUGAGUCACAUCAUUUUCCAACUUCCUUUGAAAACCAGAGUAUUGAACAUGUAAAUAUAAAUAUUUCAAAUACAGAUGAUGUGGAGAACUCAAUGGACAAUAAAGAUGAAGUUUGGAGCCAAAUACAGAAUUGUUUCUUCAAGAAAAAAACUGACACAAGUGUGAAUACUCCAGGCACAAGUUUAUCAGAAGACUACUUCGAUGAUUUAAUGGAGGAUGAAGAUAAAGUGAAGAAUCCUACUGAAAAUCCUUUAGAAGACAAUGGUAACAAAAUUGUUAAUAUUAGUGUGCCGGGUACACCAGGUAAUUUGAAGCAAAUAUUGAGUACCCUAGUGCGUUUCAACAAUUGCAAUAUUCAAAAUAUUAAUAUUUAUUGCAAUAAGUAAGACAUUAGUUAUAUUUUGAGACAUGGGUGGUUAUGACACUGGCCCACCAGUGUGUAAGGCUGAUAGUCCACUAUCAUAUGUUUAUCAUAAAAAAAUAUGAUCAUAGAUCUGUAUACCUCGUUUUUUCUCCAACGCGAAGACACUCCUUUUUGCUGUGUACUUAACACAGCAAAAGGGAAUGUACAAGUUUCUAAUGGGGUGGCAACGCGCAUGUGACACUGUUUGCGUUGCAUGCGUUCAGGUUACGGUGACCGCUUUCCAUCAGGCGGACCGUAUGCUUGUUUGCCACCGACGUAGUAUUUAAAAAAAAAAGGAUGACAUGAUGCCUAUGAUCAUAUUUCUAUGAUAAACAUGUGAUAGUUACUGGCUUACUGCUAAACAUAUUAGUAUGGUUGUUCAAAUGUUCAAUAAAAUUGUAAAGUCAGUGUUAUAAUAUAAGCACUCAGGGUAGUAUCUCCGAAUUUUAUUAUUAUUAUUAUUCAAUUAUAGGCGAGCAGCUAUUCAGCUGAUGAGCCUAUGUCACACAGUUUUAAUGAAUGAUUAUUUACAACUAGGGAACAAACUAAAUUAUUUUAUUGAAUAUUUUUUGAUUUGUUCUUUUUCAAGUAGUCACACUACUAUAUAUAUAAAUUGUAAUAGAUAUCAUACACGACGGAAAAAAAACGACAAGGCCCGCUGGUGGCCGGGGAGUUUGGUAUAGUGGUAAUGACGUUAGCCGCGUAAGCUGAAGACCCGGGUUCGAUUCCCGGCUCGGCCACCAGUAAGCCUUGUCGU
Messenger RNA from Leguminivora glycinivorella, 2324 nucleotides. RefSeq lists its product as uncharacterized. Gene Ontology annotation, molecular function: DNA binding. The coding region runs from base 87 to 1550 and encodes 487 amino acids. Gene Ontology annotation, biological process: DNA recombination; DNA integration. The record is from RefSeq and is a predicted model, not a curated record. The transcript is spliced from 2 exons. Lineage: Eukaryota; Metazoa; Arthropoda; Insecta; Lepidoptera; Tortricidae.